GGAUGGGCUGCAGGAAGCUAUUAGUAGUCUAGCAGCUACUAGUAUCUAUCGUGCCUGAUCGUUCUCUGAGCGUCAUCCUAGUCCAAUCAUCGUCUGCGCAUCUCAUUCAGACCCUUAUCUCUGUCGAGUUCGAGCCAACACUGCCCUGCAGGUCCCGAUAGAAAUCCCCUCUAUCAACGGCUCCCCGCCUCCACUUGCGGGUCAUUAGCAGUCUGGGGGCGACCUAUCUCAUUCCAUCUACCAACUUUCAAUGAUCUGUGCUCAUCGACCUGCGUGAUACUGAACAAUUGGUGUUAUGCCCAUCUACACACUAGCCGCCGCGCCUGUAUAGCUAAUGCGCUCAUCACAAGACCAGGAUCUCUGUGUCCAGCCCUCACUACCCGCGACGUAACCUGCAGGUCACCUCUCGUCUUCAACCCCCGGCGACAUCCAUUCAAAAUCAAAGCGUCAAGUGCUCCCCCCACGUUCGAUAAGCAUGCUCCGCUCUGACCGUACGCUUUAUCCGAACAUUCUUGAGUGGACUUGACAAGCAUGAACGAGGGCUCUGCGGAGAAGAGGCCAGAAUUGGCUAUGGAGUCUUCAACAUUCAAAGGACCUCGAGGAAAGCCGAGUGCGCGGUCCCAGACAAUGAACACAGAUAGCAGUUCUACUUCCAAGAGGCGCUGUGUCAGCACAGCCUGCAUCGCCUGUCGCCGAAGGAAAUCGAAGUGCGAUGGCAAUCUACCCAGUUGUGCAGCCUGCUCCUCUGUAUACCAUACGACCUGCGUUUAUGAUCCGAAUUCCGACCAUCGUCGCAAAGGGGUAUAUAAGAAGGACACUGAUACGCUGCGGACUAAGAAUGCGACUCUACUGACCUUGAUACAAGCCAUACUGAACUAUGAAGAAGAGGAUGCUUUCGACUUAGUCCGACAGAUACGAUCCUGCGACAAUUUAGAAGAUGUAGCACAGUCGAUUAUGGGCCAGGAAAGGAAUUCGACGUCCACUUCCAGGGAUCUAAUACCUAAUGGAGAUUAUGAUCCGGCACAGACAGAUCAAUUCGAGUCGGAAUUAGCGGGAAAGAUGAGUGGCCUUAUGCUGGACGGCUCUCGGAAGUUUAUUGGCGGCACUUCGAACCUCAUCUUCUUGCCGCCUGGGUCGGAGCUUUAUGAGUAUAAUACGGACUUGGAGGGCCAGAGUGUGGGCCAUACACCCGAUCGCUCUAUUACUCAAUGGACGAGAGUCACUGCGGAUAAACAGUUACUUAGCCACCUCAUGACGAUGUACUUCACAUGGCAUUACCCUUUUUUCACAACCCUCUCAAAAGAUCUCUUUUAUCGCGAUUAUAUUCAUGGUGUUUCCGGUCAGUACUGUUCGUCUCUAUUGGUCAAUGCAAUGCUAGCACUCGGCUGCCACUUCAGCUCUUGGGACGGGGCUCGGGAAGACCCUCAGAAUCCGGCAACCGCAGGAGAUCACUUUUUCAAGGAAGCAAAAAGGCUUGUGCUCGAAAAUGAUGAGCAUGCAAAUGCGAAACUUUGCACGGUCCAAGCUCUCGCCCUCAUGUCUGUCAGAGAGGCUGGGUGUGGCCGCGAAGGCAAAGGCUGGGUCUAUAGUGGCAUGAGCUUUCGUAUGGCAUUAGAUUUAGGGCUAAACUUCGACUCAACCAGCCUUGGAGCUCGCAACCUUGAUGAAGAGGAGGUUGACGCACGGCGAAUUACUUUCUGGGGCUGUUUCCUUAUUGACAAAUGCUGGUCCAAUUACCUUGGUCGCCUUCCACAACUAGCAGCUACUAGCGUGAGCGUGCCAAAGAUUGACAUUCUACCGAACGAGGAGGCAGAAUUGUGGUCUCCCUACACUGAUGCUGGGGCCAGCCUUGAAAAUACACAGCCCUCCCGUACCAGAACGGUGGCAUUACAAAUAUGCAAACUGUGUGAGAUCAGUGGUGAUCUACUCGUGUCUUUCUAUGAUCCAACUCCCCGAGAUAAACCCCUCUCGAAACAGGUUGAACUAAAGAGGCUCAGUGAAAUUCACACGAGGCUUGAGGCGUGGAAGAAGGACUUGCCGAAAGAGCUAGAACCAAAAGAAAGGCUACUACCUCAGGCUUUGCUCAUGCAUAUGUUCUACCAACUCCUCUUCAUACACCUUUAUCGCCCUUUCCUGAAGUACACAAAGUCAAACUCACCUCUUCCCCAACACGUCUCUCCCCGUAAGCUGUGCACGCAGGCUGCUUCCGCCAUUUCAAAGCUGCUCCGAAUAUACAAGCGUACCUACGGUUUCAAGCAGAUCUGCAAUGUUGCAGUCUAUAUGGCUCAUACCGCCUGUACCAUCCACCUGCUCAACCUCCCGGAAAAGAACGCUCAAAGAGACGUUAUUCAUUGUCUCCGGCACCUGGAGGAAAUGGGCGAAAGCUGGCUUUGCGCUCGACGGACCCUUAGAAUCCUUGAUAUAUCGGCCAGUAAGUGGCAAGUUGAGCUGCCUCCCGAGGCGGUUAUAGUUUUCGAACAGACGCAUCUGAAAUGGGGUUCAUGGGGUUCAUGGGACCAAGCAGCAUCAUCGCCCUCCACCUCUGAACAGUCUCCAUCUUCCGUUGCAGCUCAACCUCCUGCAACAAUUCCAAACAAUCUACCGUCGCCUGGCCAAUACGCUCCCACACGCGAGACAGGCGAUCCUUCAUUUCCAGGCCCUUCCAAUGCACUUGGAUCUUUAGGCACCCAGUAUGCGACAGGGGUGCCGAUUCCCACAUCUCUGUCGGCCAUGCGAGCAGCUCAGCGGUAUUCAAGUGCACAACUACCACGAACAGACGCCCAAUUACCAGAGCCAACAUACCUGCGGCCUGUGUCACAUGCUUACGGCUCAAUGCAUACUGUUCCGCUCUCUCAGCAUGACUCUUGGUAUGAUCCAAAGGAUGCACAAAACCGAUCACUAGGUACCGGUCAAGAUAUAUCAUCCACAUCAAGCGCAUCUCCAAUGACUGGAUUCGGUACACCGGAGAAUUUAGUUGAAGAAAGUCAAGAUUGGUGGUUUCGGGAUGCGAAUGCGUUUAAUCCAGGGUAUGAGAAUUGGAAAGAAGGCUGGAACUCUGCUAUGACUGGGAUGACGCCCGACUUCCGCUACGUCGGGCAGGCAUCCGGGCCUGACAACACUUCCAGGCCUCAAACAGUCAGGUAUGCUGUGGGAGUCCCUCCUAAUAUAACACAACCGGACGAGAACCCCGCGAUCCCGAGAUACAAUGAGGCAGUUUACCCGAGAAACUACUAGCCUUGACCUCGAUGGCACUUCUACGUACGGCCUGUAUUAUGAUUUACCAUUUGGGAUGUUGGUUAUUUACGAUUUUAAUGAGGGUACGGACUUUCUCUUCGUUUUCUUCAGACUCCCUUCCCGCUUGUUUUCUACAUCUUUAUAAAAAGAAGUGUAUACUGUACAGGCUUCGAACCUCUUUCGUGAAAACCCAUAUUCAGGGUACUAUCAGCCACGAUUUUGUAUAUUUUUGUUUCGAGAUCCUUGCUCCGCGAGUUCUCGC
Aspergillus caelatus is the source of this 3496-nucleotide messenger RNA. Its product is annotated as putative C6 transcription factor (NirA). The record is from RefSeq and is a predicted model, not a curated record. The transcript is spliced from 5 exons. Gene Ontology annotation, molecular function: zinc ion binding; DNA-binding transcription factor activity, RNA polymerase II-specific; DNA binding. Gene Ontology annotation, biological process: regulation of DNA-templated transcription; DNA-templated transcription. Bases 532 to 3234 code for a protein of 900 amino acids. NCBI's taxonomy places the organism in Eukaryota, Fungi, Ascomycota, Eurotiomycetes, Eurotiales, Aspergillaceae.